AACUCCUUUGGCGACGACCAGCUCAACGUGGACGUCGCCUGCGAAACCAUCAUGCGCGCCGCCCUCGCGCAGUGCCCCCUCGUCGCCACCGCCAGCAGCGAAGAGGACCCCGAAGAGAGACAGAUCCUGCACCCCGACGAGCCCUCUGAGAACAUCUCCUCCGACGAGCGCUUCUCCGUGGCCUUUGAUCCGCUGGACGGCAGUUCGAUCAUUGCGGCGAACUGGACCGUGGGCACCAUCGUGGGGAUCUGGAAGGGGGAGAGCGCGCUGGGCAAGGAUUCGAGCGAGCAGAUUUGCUCGUUGAUGGGCGUCCACGGGCCGAGGACGACGGUGAUUGUGGCUGUGAGGGAGAAGGCGCAGGAUAGGGGGGUUUGCUUCGAGUUGGGGUUGAAUGACGAUGGGACUGUGGAGGUGAUCAAUCACGAUGUGAGGCUGUCUGCGCCGCCCUACAAGACGCGGUACUUUGCGCCUGCAAACUUGCGCUAUGCGGCAGAGUCGCCGGCGUACGCGGCCCUCAUCUCGUCCUUUAUCACGAACAAGUACACCCUUCGGUAUUGCGGAGGGUUGGUCCCUGAUCUGGGCCAUAUUCUCACAAAGGGUCACGGCGUGUACGUUUCGCCCGUGGCGGAGACGAGCAAGGCCAAGCUGAGGAGGCUGUACGAGGUCCUUCCCGUGGGACUGGUGGUUGAGUGUGCGGGCGGAAAGGCGGUGGAUGAGUCUGGGAGGAGGGUGUUGGAGAAGGGGGUGAGCGGGUGUGAUGAGAGAGGCGGAAUUAUCUUUGGGAAUGAGGAUGAGGUUGAUGAGGUGGUGAAGGUGUUGUUUGGGUGA
Trichoderma reesei QM6a is the source of this 828-nucleotide messenger RNA. RefSeq lists its product as uncharacterized. The record is from RefSeq and is a predicted model, not a curated record. The transcript has a single exon. Gene Ontology annotation, biological process: fructose 1,6-bisphosphate metabolic process; sucrose biosynthetic process; fructose metabolic process. Gene Ontology annotation, molecular function: fructose 1,6-bisphosphate 1-phosphatase activity. NCBI's taxonomy places the organism in Eukaryota, Fungi, Ascomycota, Sordariomycetes, Hypocreales, Hypocreaceae. The annotation marks the transcript as partial. Gene Ontology annotation, cellular component: cytoplasm.